AUGGUUCUUCAGAAUACAGGAAAAUUUCAUGCAACGAAAGAUGGUGAUGCUGGAGAAUCCUCAGGAAGUCGUGAAGAUUCUGCAGAGAAGCGCUUGAAAAGAGCCAUCCUUAAUGACGAGAUUGAUGUACGAUUUGGCUAUGAGCGCCAUAAAGAUACGACAGAGAAAACAGGAUGGCUAAUUAACAUUCAUCCAACUGACAUUCUAGAUGCAGACAAGAGACUAGUCAGUGCUGUAGACUUCUACUUCCUUCAGGAAGACGGGGGUCGAUUUAAGGCAACUCUUCCAUUUAAGCCAUACUUUUAUGUGGCAUCUAAACAAGACUGUGAUAGGGAGGUAGCUUCAUACCUGAGCCGCCGAUUUUCUGGGAAGAUUGCCAAAAUUGAGACAGUUUACAAAGAAGAUCUAGAUUUGCCCAACCAUCUUGUAGGACUGAAGAGAUCCUACAUCAAACUGUCCUUCUUUAGCACAGAAGAGCUACUGAAGGUCCGCAGGGAGAUAUUUCCGGCAGUGAGGAAAAACAAGGAGAGGGAGAAGAAUUCUAAUGGUUACACCAGUAUGCUGGCUAGUCAUUUUGCUGGGGAAGAUGCAGUUGGGGUCUCCAAGAAGAUAUCAGAUCAGAUGGAGAACAUUGUGGACCUCAGGGAAUAUGACGUUCCCUACCACGUCCGUGUCUCCAUUGAUCUGAAGAUUUUUGUGGGUCACUGGUAUUCUGUGAAAGGCCGAUCAUCUCAGGAACUUGACAUUCAGAGAAGAGAAGAUCUGGUAGCCUGGCCAGACCCAGUGGUGUUGGCUUUUGACAUUGAAACAACAAAACUGCCACUGAAGUUCCCAGACUCGCAGACAGAUCAGAUUAUUAUGAUCUCCUACAUGAUUGAUGGGCAG
Candidula unifasciata is the source of this 885-nucleotide messenger RNA. The record is from the annotation of a GenBank genome assembly. Lineage: Eukaryota; Metazoa; Mollusca; Gastropoda; Stylommatophora; Geomitridae.